UGAUACUUGGCAUUUGUGUAUCAGUACAAUAUUGCCACUCAAAAUACCCUAUACUAUGCUACUAUCCUAUGUUGAUUUUUCCCCUCAACUCUCACAGUUAACACACUGAUAUCAAUCAGUUUUGUGGUUUCAACAUACCAAAAUAUUUUUAUUUAUUAACUUGAUCUAAAAAUACUCCUAUGUUCAUUUUUGCUCUGAACUGAAAAUAAUCACACAGCACCAUCAAGGGGACAAAAAAAGAAGUUUCUCAGAAGUUGCACAGAAGCUCGUUGAAGGACAUUGGGACUUAAUUGUUGUCUUGUUUGAGAAUAUUGUGACUUUAUUUAUUUAUUAUUGUUGACAAUAUUCAUUUGUUUUAACAUUUUUCAGCUCCUACUAAUCUCAAAUAGCUAGGAAAAUUUUAAAAUGCACACCAAAAAAAGUUCAGGUCUCAGGAGGCUGUAAUGUAGGCGUUCCUGUCAGGACUCCAACCAGAAGGUGGCAGUAAUGCGCCUAAAAGCUGCCAACUGCCAUUAAACAUCAGACGAAGAAGAAGCGGAGGCGGAAGAAGAAGCAGGCAAGCAACAUACCCACUUCUGGUGUAGUCUGCGUCCGUGGGUUAAAGGUAAAACGUGUGGCGUUUUUACAUUUUUAGGGACGUCUGGGGUGAAUAAUGGCGAGGCGACUUGAUAAUAUAAUAAAUACGCUUCAAGGAUUGAUUGACGAAAGUAUUGUGCCUAAAAGCGAGGAUGAGUCUGAGGACGAAUUAUCGGACAGCUGGAGCGUGGAUGUUAGUGUAGAGGGAGAAGACUUCCCCGACAAUGAGGCUGCUGAGCCGUUGGGAGGAUGGAGGUGGAGUGAUAUGAAUGAUCCAGACAUCACACCCCGGCAGCCCACCUUCAGACCCGCCCGGCCACCAGGACCACAGUUCACAAUUCCAGCCACCUGCACACCCUUGCAGCUCUUCCAACUCUUCUUCACUGAUUCUGUUUUACAGACAAUCGUUAAUAACACCAAUGAGUUUUGCUCCAGUCAUGCAUCCCCUUUCAUACCGUGGACUGACCUGACACUGAAGGACAUGUAUUCAUUCAUGGCUUUGGUCGUCUACAUGAGUGUGGUAAAAUGCUCUGGAUUUGCUGACUACUGGCGAGUGGGGAAACUGUAUGAAUUACCAUUUCCUAGACGGGUAAUGACUGGUAAGAAGUUCCUCGCCAUCAGCAGGUCCCUUCACCUCAGCAGCUUGGCACAGGAUGCUGCUAAUAAGGAAAAGAGAGGCACAGCAGCCUUUGAUCGCCUUUGCAAAAUAAAGCCAUUAUACGAGGAGAUGAGGAGCGCCUGCAGAAGGAACUAUCACCCUGCCCAGGAAGUUUCCAUUUGUGAGAAAACGGUUGCCUCCAAAGCCCGCAAUGGACUCAAGCAAUAUAUGAAAAAUAAGCCUACUCGCUGGGGACAUAAACUCUUUGUUCUGACAGACUCAUCCAGUGGUUACACAUGGGACUUAUUUAUCUAUGAGGGAAAGCUGAAGGGAACCAGCAGCAAGGGGCUUGGUUAUGAGUCUGUGAUGGAGCUAAUCAACAUACAGAUGCUGGGCACCGGCUACAAGCUCUUUGUUGAUAACUUUUACACAAGUCCCACACUUUUCCGUGACCUCCUCAAGAGGAACAUCUGGGCGUGUGGAACCAUCCGAGUGAACAGACCUGGCUUCCCCAAAACAAAGAAUAACAGCCUAGAUGCAAAAUCUCCCCGCGGCAGCAUCCGCUGGAUCAGAAAGGACUCCUUGCUCUUUGUCCAGUGGCGAGACGCUGGGGACGUCUCCCUGUGUUCAACCCUCCACACGGCCCAUUCGAAGGACACAAUGCCAAGAAGGGUCAAAGGUGCAGAUGGGCAAUGGACCUCAAAGGACAUCCCAGUCCCACCAGUUGUGAAGGAGUAUAACCAGUUCAUGGGUGGAGUGGACCCCUCUGACGGCCUGACAGGGAAAGUCCUCCACAAGACUCAAACGUGGUAUAAGACGUUCUUUUAUCAGUUCAUGGACAUCGCAGUUGUGAACGCCUUCCUCCUCCACAAAGACAUAGCAAAAAGUAAAGGAGAGAAGCUUAUCACUCAGAAGGCGUUCAGAGAGACCCUCGCAGAGCAGCUGGCCGAGGCGGGGUCUGUCUCGACAGCCAGACCCGUACCAACUCCCGCUCCAUGGGCAGCACAUCACAGGCCAGUGCACAUCAGUGGGCACAGCACCACUGGUCGCCUGAAGUGCAGGCAGUGCCAUUUGAAGACACCGCUGAAGUGUCCCUCCUGUGAUGUGCCUUUGUGCUUUGUUCCCGGUCGUGACUGCUAUAAUGACUGGCAUGUUGCUAAAAACAUGUAACAGGUGUGUGUAUGUGCGUGUAAAUAGUUAGCUUCAUUACACCUUUUAAUAAACUGUUUUUCUACCACAUCACUUGACUUUUUCAUAUGCACUAGGUUUAUUUUUAAGAAGGGGAAAAAGCACUAUAGUGUGUUUAUGCUCGGGUUACUCUGUAUCAGCAACUGACAGUGAAUGUGGAUGUGGGAUGUGAUACCUCCAAGUGGCACCUUUGAUUUGAGCCCAAGGUAGGCAUUUAAGACUUGUAGCCUU
Molecule: messenger RNA, 2593 nt
Organism: Epinephelus fuscoguttatus (brown-marbled grouper)
Lineage: Eukaryota; Metazoa; Chordata; Actinopteri; Perciformes; Serranidae
Product: piggyBac transposable element-derived protein 4-like
Exons: 3
Coding region: 653-2344 (563 amino acids)
Source: RefSeq, a predicted model, not a curated record